AUGUUAUUUCAAUUGUGUGAAGCACAAUCUCCUGUUAAGUUCUCUAUUGAUAAGACCAACAAAUGCCGUUACCGUAGACCUCUGCAUUUGUUAGAUAUGAUGUAUCAUAUGAUUGUUAAUGUCCCAGGUCCUGCCGUGUCCGGAUGCUUAGUAAAUGGUCCCAUUCAACUCGUGCCAACUUAUACAGAAUUCAGGAACUCAUCGACCUCUUCAUCCUCGUCCUUCUCGACUGAUAAUGAAGAUCCAGAAGUGGCUCACAAUAAUUUGGAAACACUCUUGGACUUGGUGGAGACCAUUGGUCCUAAGCAUACCCAGCGAUUUCUUAGCCCUGUUAAGUUUGUAUCGAGUAUUCCAUGGUCAAUUGACAGAAAAGGCAACCUGGGUACUGGAGAGCAAAAUUCAGAACAUGAUGAAAUAGAAAUUCCGUCGGUAUCUCAUCUCUGGCGCUAUGCUAAAGUGCAAUGCAAACCCUUCAUUGGGAGCAUUCAAGAGAUCAAGUUCGUGGAAGAGGAAGCCGCUUUGUACCUUCCUGUAAUGAAUUUGAACGCGAGCUCAGAAGUGAUAAUGAGGAAUCUGGUGGCCUACGAGGCUGCUAUGUGUAAGUCAACCCUUAAAUUUGCUCGAUACGUCAACCUCAUGAAUGGGAUUAUAGACACCGCAGAAGACGUGAAGCUGCUGAAGCAAAAUGGGGUGAUCAAGGGGGUUCUCACGGAUGGGGAAAUUGCUGAUCAAUUCAACGGUAUGCAGAGAUGUUAUGCCGGCUCAGAUCACAAGUCUAACAUCGAGGUUGCCGUUGAGAAAGUUAACAAAUUCUACGGCAAGAAGCUUUUGAUCAGGACGGUUAGAGGGUUGAAGAAGAAUUUGUAUGCUUCAUGGAAAUGUCUGGCCCUGGUUUCCACUGUGGUGCUGCUUGUCGUGCUUAGCUUGCAGACCUUUUGCGAAUUCUAUCAGUGCAGCAAAAUCUGGAACUUCCACCAGGAACCAUCAUGA
Molecule: messenger RNA, 990 nt
Organism: Coffea eugenioides
Lineage: Eukaryota; Viridiplantae; Streptophyta; Magnoliopsida; Gentianales; Rubiaceae
Product: putative UPF0481 protein At3g02645
Exons: 2
Coding region: 1-990 (329 amino acids)
Source: RefSeq, a predicted model, not a curated record